UACUUUGUCUUAAUUUCAAUCUCAAAAACAAGGAGAGUUGUGUUCAGCCGGAGGGUUAAUCCAAAUUAUCGAACGUUUUCAAGAUUUGCGCCAUUUUUAUCAAAGAAAUUUGGUUUUAUCUGCCCUCUCGUAUGCUGACAGAAGGCUCUCUUUCUUUCCUUUGGUUUUUUCUCUUCUGGCGUUGGACUCUAAGAGUAAUAGAAGCCACUUCUUCAUUUCUUCCAAGACAAUGCAUGGGAUGCUUCCGCUUCCCUAUGUCCAUCGUCGAAGGUGUUUUUGUUUCUACUUCUAUUUUCUUAUUCACUGCAUUAUAUGUGAUGAUGCUGCAGAUUACUAUUCGGAUUCAGGGUUAAACAAAAAAAAAAAAAGAUUACUAUUUGGACAAAUGCAUCCGAGAGAUCGACUUAUUGAAAUGUCUUCCGCCGCUAAAGAAGAAUCUUGCCCGAGCUCCUUUACUUGUAGUUCAACCUUAAAAUGGGAGUUUGAUGUUUUCUUGAGUUUUGCAGGGAGAGAUACUCGCUUAAAUUUCACGGAUCACUUAUGUGAUGCUUUCAUUAGAAGUGGCAUCAGAUGUUUUAGGGAUGAUAAAGGAAUAAAGAAAGGGGAAGUUAUUAAACAACAACUCAUUCAAGCCAUCAAGGAUUCUCUCUGUGCUGUUGUUGUUCUCUCCGAAAAUUAUGCAAAUUCUACAUGGUGCUUGGAUGAACUUGAGGAGAUUCUUGAAUCUCGAAAAAAAUUUGGAGGACAAGUUUUUCCUGUCUUCUAUGGUGUAGAUCCAUCUGAUGUAAGAUAUCAAAGAAGAAGUUUCGGAAAAGCUUUAGCCAACCAUGAAAAGAAAUGCAAAAAAAGCGAAGACAAGGUUCACAAAUGGAGAUCCGCUUUGUCGCAGGUUAGCAAUCUGUCUGGCUGGGACGCUAGAAGUCGGAAUGAAGCAGAAGUCAUUCGAGAGAUUGUUGAAACAGUAUGGAACAUUGUAUGCUCUAGUUUGCCAUCUUAUGAUGAUAAUUUAGUUGGAAUUGAGUCAAGGAUGGUUAAGAUAAAUGCUCUCUUAGAGAUAGAGGCAGAUAGCAUCUGUUUUGUAGGGAUAUGGGGUAUGGGCGGCAUUGGUAAGACAACUCUUGCUAGACUUGUUUUUGAGAGAAUCUCUGGCCAAUUUGAAAUAUCCUGCUUUCUUGCUAAUGUUAGGGAGAUUUCAGAAAGAAAAGGCAUAGUUAGUUUACAAAAUGAUAUUCUUUUACAUCUCAACAAAGGGCAAAAGAUAUAUGACGAGCAUUGUGGAAAACGAUUUUGA
Neltuma alba is the source of this 1291-nucleotide messenger RNA. Its product is annotated as TMV resistance protein N-like. Gene Ontology annotation, biological process: defense response; signal transduction. Gene Ontology annotation, molecular function: ADP binding. Bases 230 to 1291 code for a protein of 353 amino acids. The record is from RefSeq and is a predicted model, not a curated record. NCBI's taxonomy places the organism in Eukaryota, Viridiplantae, Streptophyta, Magnoliopsida, Fabales, Fabaceae. The transcript is spliced from 2 exons.